CCACUCGGUACCUGUCCUGUUUUGUUCACCUGUUCCGUGCGUGGGGGAAGGAGAUACAAGACCCCGAGAUGUCUUCCUCGGUGCCUCCCACACAAACAUGCAGGAUCAAGGGGAGAAGGAGAACCCCAUGCGGGAACUUCGCAUCCGCAAGCUCUGCCUCAACAUCUGCGUGGGGGAGAGUGGAGACAGGCUGACCCGGGCAGCCAAGGUGCUGGAGCAGCUUACAGGCCAGACCCCUGUGUUCUCCAAAGCUAGAUACACCGUCAGAUCCUUUGGCAUCAGAAGAAAUGAAAAAAUUGCUGUCCAUUGCACAGUCCGUGGGGCCAAGGCAGAAGAAAUCCUGGAGAAAGGUCUGAAGGUGCGGGAGUAUGAGUUAAGAAAAAAUAACUUCUCAGAUACUGGAAACUUUGGCUUUGGGAUCCAAGAACAUAUCGAUCUGGGGAUCAAAUAUGACCCAAGCAUUGGUAUCUACGGCCUGGACUUCUAUGUGGUGCUGGGUAGGCCAGGUUUCAGCAUCGCAGACAAGAAGCGCAGGACAGGCUGCAUUGGGGCCAAACACAGAAUCAGCAAAGAGGAGGCCAUGCGCUGGUUCCAGCAGAAGGUAAAGCUUGAUCUGUCUCAGGUGAAGUGGUGGAAUGUGGUGUUGGUGAAUGGAGUUGGGAUACGGGGAUGCAAAGUCUAGCACCCUUUGGUGGGUAGCUCUUUUAAAGGUGGAACAUUUGGGCAACUUGGAAAAUGGGCUUCCAGGGUUGGUGGUUUAAAAGAACAUCCAGAACCAGGCUUUCUCCCCAGCCCCAUGAAUGCAGACAGCUGGAAGGGGAGGAAUAUGGCUUUAAUAGGAGCCCCUUUUCUCAGGGCUCAAUAGUGCAGUUGAGCAGAGUGUAGCAAUUGUUAAAGAUGGCCAGCUUCCUGUUCAGGGAUAUGGGAUUCAAAGCCGAAGUUCACGUACCUGAUUUGAAUUCUUGAACGUUAGCCAUUGCUGCAAUCUUUACUGUUAACCGCCUGUUCUGAAAAAAUAAAAUCUGUUCUCUUUCAGUAUGAUGGGAUCAUCCUUCCUGGCAAAUAAAUUCCCGUUUCUAUCCAAAAGGCUAAUAAAAAGUUUUCAGUGAAAUGUACAA
Molecule: messenger RNA, 1118 nt
Organism: Eubalaena glacialis (North Atlantic right whale)
Lineage: Eukaryota; Metazoa; Chordata; Mammalia; Artiodactyla; Balaenidae
Gene: RPL11
Product: ribosomal protein L11
Exons: 5
Coding region: 98-682 (194 amino acids)
Biological process (GO): translation
Cellular component (GO): ribosome; cytosolic large ribosomal subunit
Molecular function (GO): structural constituent of ribosome; RNA binding
Source: RefSeq, a predicted model, not a curated record